Molecule: messenger RNA, 288 nt
Organism: Paracoccidioides lutzii Pb01
Exons: 2
Coding region: 1-288 (95 amino acids)
Source: RefSeq, a predicted model, not a curated record
AUGCAGGACCAGCUUUUCCUAACGCCAGCAGCAAUCACCAGGCGGAGUCCGUGUCCGCCAGCGCUCUGUCCCGACUUGAAUCGCUACGCUAUGACUAAGCGAAAACCCAGCGACUUCAGAGCAGAUUUCGGAGGUUUGAGCAGCCUGCAAGAAAUCCAACAACGUCGGGAAAGAGAGAGAAAAGCAAGCGGGACGUCGAUAUCCACCGCCUGGCGCCCUCAACCUCGCCUUCCUCUAGCCAGACACCAGACGUCAGGCUCCCUCGAUACCUCUUCUCCAGUUAACUAA